AUGAUUUUAUUUCUAAUAAAUAACUGGUGGAUACUUAUUCACUUGUCUUUCUCCGCAGAAUUUGUGGUACACCUCCUGGACAAAACAAUUGCAAGCUCUUUUAAAGGAAGAGAGAUUGGGAAUGAAAAGUUGCUUGGAAUUCUUGAUCUGGAACACAUAACAUAUAAGAACAUUGAUGCACGUGGAUUGAUCACUGGAUUUCAAUUUUUACAGUCAUAUUACCCUGAACGUUUAGCAAAAUGCUAUAUUUUGCACAUGCCACGGUUCUUUGUAAGCGUUUGGAGGAUGGUUUCUUACUUUCUCGAGAAGGCAACACUAGAAAAGAUUGUGAUUGUGACGAACGAGGAUGAAAAUAGAAAUUUCAUACAAGAAGUUGGCGAAGAAAUUUUGCCAGAAGAAUAUGGUGGAAGAGCGAAACUAGUAGCUAUACAAGAUGUUGUAUUGCCGCCCUUGGAUGGUUGAAUCCACAGCAGCCUCAGAAGUUUGGUAAUACAACUUCUAACUUCUGAAAAGAUUUGUAUAAACCUUAAUCUUAUAACAUGUAUUAUUCUACAUCCUGGCAAAACCAUUUUAAUCUAAUCCAUGAACUUUGAAAAGUGGUAUACGUUUAUACUUUCUUGGAAUCUAGUUAAGUGAAAUACAAUAAACCAUUUUAUUUA
Messenger RNA from Ziziphus jujuba (common jujube), 659 nucleotides. RefSeq lists its product as uncharacterized. The record is from RefSeq and is a predicted model, not a curated record. The transcript is spliced from 4 exons. Bases 1 to 462 code for a protein of 153 amino acids. NCBI's taxonomy places the organism in Eukaryota, Viridiplantae, Streptophyta, Magnoliopsida, Rosales, Rhamnaceae.